Molecule: messenger RNA, 729 nt
Organism: Eurypyga helias (sunbittern)
Lineage: Eukaryota; Metazoa; Chordata; Aves; Eurypygiformes; Eurypygidae
Gene: GEMIN8
Product: gem (nuclear organelle) associated protein 8
Exons: 3
Coding region: 13-696 (227 amino acids)
Biological process (GO): spliceosomal snRNP assembly
Cellular component (GO): SMN complex
Source: RefSeq, a predicted model, not a curated record
ACUCCACAAGAGAUGGAAGACACGGAGCCAUGGUAUUCUCAGCAAGUGUACGCAAGAUACUGGAGGCACUAUGACUUCGCCAUGCGCUGGUUGCGUAGGCACCAGAAAGCCUACAGGAAGGCCAUGGAGUCCUUUUAUCACCUACCACAGCAUCCUUCUGGAGCCUCUUCAAGCAGCCGCUACUCAGAUUGGGAUGGGAAUGAUCUCCCACGUACCCACAACUAUUCUUCCAGCUGUAGCCCACAUGGCAGAGCUCAGUACCGUGGGGGAGCUCGGCCAUACACAGAUGCCCAGCAAGGGAGGGAGGAUGCCCAUAGGGGCUCCGAAAUGGAAGAGGACGACUCUGAGUCUGAAGGAGAAAUAGAAUAUGACUUGAGUAACAUGGAAAUCACAGAGGAGCUUCGUGAGUUUUUUGCACAGACGGAGAGACACCGGGAAGAGCUGCGGAGACAGCAGGAGCUGGAGGCUGAGUACCAGUACGUGGAGGCUGAUCAAGACCUUCACAGAAGGACGGAGCGUUCUGUGCAGCCACCUGCAGAAAGACCUGGGGAGAGGCGAAUGGCAGAAAUGAAGAAGCUGUAUGGUGAUGAAGCUGCCAAAAUCCAGGCAAUGGAGGCUGCCAUGCAGCUUAUCUUCGAUAGAAACUGUGACAAAAAGCAGCCCAAAUACUGGCCCAUUAUUCCCCUUAAGCUGUGAGUACCUGGGCUGUGCUCUGACCUGGCACAGAGC